Molecule: messenger RNA, 735 nt
Organism: Sinocyclocheilus grahami
Lineage: Eukaryota; Metazoa; Chordata; Actinopteri; Cypriniformes; Cyprinidae
Product: hemoglobin subunit alpha-D-like
Exons: 3
Coding region: 293-718 (141 amino acids)
Biological process (GO): hydrogen peroxide catabolic process; oxygen transport
Cellular component (GO): blood microparticle; haptoglobin-hemoglobin complex; hemoglobin complex
Molecular function (GO): peroxidase activity; haptoglobin binding; oxygen carrier activity
Source: RefSeq, a predicted model, not a curated record
GAUAACACAGGCUCUUCAACUGUCACGUGAUCAGGCUACCUCUCGCUGCCGGUGAGAUGAAGACAGCGACCGCGGGGAACUACAUUUCUGCCAACUGCUCUCUUCUAUGCUACAUUUAUUAAGUCGAGAUAGGCAGAGUUUGUGGUUAAUUAUGUGAUCGAAAAUAUAUGGCAAAGCUGCCGAACCGCAGUAUACCCGACGAAUUAUUCGCGUUGUUAAACUCAAUAUAUAUUUAAGAUAGCCUAGUAGCCUAUAAAUAUAGGCUAUCUUACUUGUGCCACGCCGUCUUAUAAUGCUCUCCAACACCGAAAAAGAGUUGAUUGUACAGAUAUGGGACAAAAUGCUUCCAGUGGCAGAAGAAAUUGGAUCUGAGGCUCUUUUAAGGAUGUUCACAACGUUCCCCAAAACAAAGACAUACUUCUCUCAUCUAGAUAUCAGCCCCCGUUCAGAGCAUUUACGCUGCCACGGGAAGAAAAUCGUCCAGGCUUUAGCCGAGGGUGCGAGGAACAUAAGCACACUUACUACUACGUUGGCACCACUAAGCAGGUUCCAUGCCUAUCAACUGCGAAUACAUCCUACAAACUUCAAGCUUUUCAAUCAUUGCAUCCUUGUGACGUUAGCCUGCCAUAUGGGUGAAAACUUCACACCUGUUGCACACGCGGCGAUAGACAAGUUUCUUUCGGCAUUCUCAGCUGUUUUAGCCGAAAAGUUCCGAUGAAGACCCCUCCAAAGAAG